Orussus abietinus is the source of this 1965-nucleotide messenger RNA. RefSeq names its product FIT family protein CG10671 (gene Fitm). The coding region runs from base 271 to 1452 and encodes 393 amino acids. Gene Ontology annotation, cellular component: endoplasmic reticulum membrane. The record is from RefSeq and is a predicted model, not a curated record. Gene Ontology annotation, biological process: lipid storage; lipid droplet organization; phospholipid biosynthetic process. Lineage: Eukaryota; Metazoa; Arthropoda; Insecta; Hymenoptera; Orussidae. The transcript has 3 exons.
GCCCAGUCGUCGGCUUGUUGCAUACGGCGACCUGCGUCGACCUGAGAAAAUAAGGUGGUGGAGGUGGUGGAUGUUUUGGCUGAAAACGUACUUAGGAAAUGUCCAGUCACGGCCAUGCUUCGUGCUUCUGCUCGAGCGAGUGACCUUUGCUCGAUGAAUUCGACGUUCUGCUGAAUAGGAAUGGUAGAAGCGAGACCGUUAGCGGUCACUGUUCUUUCUUGACACCGUUGAACCCCAGAUUCCCAGCUGGAGCCGCUUGUCCGUCCGACCAUGGCUAUCGGGAAGAGGAGACCGCUGCAUCCGACCACGGGCAGCAUAGGAACCCCAGGAGGUAGCUUCCGAUCCAGCCACAUGAACUUCAGACCGAGCUCUACACAAGAAGACAAGGGUGGCACGAGGCCCACGGCGGCCCCCAGCUCCAUCGGACUCAUCCUCCUGACGAUGGUGCUCCACGUGUGCAAGAAGUCGCUGCUCUUCGACACGAGGCUCAAGGUGGCCAUCUACUGCGGAGCCAUAUUCGUGGUGUCGCUGAUAACAGACACGAUCACGAUGCCAAGGACAUACUUCGCAAGAUCAGACAACGCCCUGAACCAGUACUUCGUAAAGUGGGGUUGGGGAUGGUUAUUGAUGGUGACGAUACCCUGGAUAGUCCUGACAGCCCACACGGUAGGAUGUGGCCAGCGAAGGAUCCUCUUCAAGCACCUGGGACGUCUCUUGCUGGCAACGGCAGCCUGGCUAAUGUGGAUUAAACUGUUCAACUACAUAGAGACCAACUAUGGCAAGUGUGUGAACACAAAGGACUCGCAGUUACAAUCGAAGACCAAGUGCCUGCAAGCCGGGAAGUUCUGGAACGGUCUGGACAUAUCGGGCCACUCCUUCAUCCUGAUAUACUCGAGCUUGAUCCUGGCGGAGGAAGGCUCCACCCUAAUCGGUUGGGAAGGAAUAAGAGAGCUGGUGACGCAGGAGGAACACUCUAGAGUAACGUCUGGGAAAGGCAGCUCCGGUCCCCUGCGUAACCUCUCAAAUACUGACCUGGACUUCGUUAAGAAGGCCCAUGGUGCCCUCACUCCCUACCUCAGGGCUCUCUUCAUCGUCAUGACCUUGCAACAGCUCCUGUGGGACGUCAUGUUAGUGACCACGCUGUUAUAUUACCAUAUUAUGAUCGAAAAGUUCAUCGGUGGGAUCACUGCGGUGCUUACGUGGUAUGUUACGUAUCGAUGGUGGUUUAGGAAUUCGAAACUGGGGUUGCUCGGUCCUGGGGAAGGCCUCUUCAAGUAUAACGAAGUGAAGUGCAGUACCGAUAAUGGUACUGGCAGGGUUAGACGUAAUACUAUUAAUGGGGUCGGUCCCAGGUUCAUGGGCAUGCCAAUUAGAACAAACCUGGACGUUCCCGAAGUCUCUUCGACGAGUAGGCAGCAACCUGAACAGGAGAUUUCGGCUUCCCGCAUUUAAAGUAAGGUUAUAUGCAGGUGCCUUACUGGUGACGGUACUACAAGACAUGUAUGUAGAUAGUUAGACGUCAAGUGGGCUCUCCUCGAUGCGAUUCGUGUGCAGUUCUUGUGUGGGACCUGUGGACUCUGUACAUUCUGCCGACUGUUGUGUCCUUUAACUGUUAAGCUACAUCGGAGUGAUUAAUAUAUAAAAUACAAGGUGUUUGUUAUAUAGAUAUAUAGAUAUAUUUAGUAAGAUAACCUCGUGGGUGAAUGUAACCUAUAUUUAUUGAAACAUGACAUAACCGCGAAUUCGUUUCGCGGAAUAGAAGGGAACGAAAUGGAGACUUUGAAUCUAGACCCCUUAACUACGUUAUGUGGUAUUGUUUGGUUUCAAUGACACAAAUGUACAUAAACGUAGCAUCCAAUACCUGCACAUCCCGUUACUCUAAAUGUAUUAUACACACGGUACCUUUUAUACAAAUUAGUUUUCAUAAGUUUGCCAUGGGAAAAUUAAAUAGUUCAAUUUAUUAAA